CUUCUCCCCCCCAACUCACUCCCUCACUCAAUCAAUCUCUCCUUCUUCUUCCUCCAACCUCUCUCACUCUCUCUGCUUUUCUCUUCCCAACGCACAUACACACUCAUAACACACUCAUUCCUCUUCCCUUCCCUUUGAGAGAUGACGCAGCAGAAUAUGGUGAUCUCUGAUGCCAAGUCCAGACUCAACUUGACCUUCACCGCCGCCGUCUCAAACUCGUUCAAUUUCACCACCGCUCCUCACAAGCCCCCCGCCCCUCCCGGAGCCGGCGCCAGCGGCUUCAUCUCCAUUUCAAGGAACAAGUUCUUGAAGACCCUCGACAUCAAUGGAGCCGCCAAAGUCAACUCCUGGGUUGACUCCAUGCGAGCCUCUUCCCCAACCCACCACUCCAAUAAUCAUCUCACCGCCCCUGCUUUCGACCCAGAAGAAAAUUCUUGGAUCCAGCUUCGUCACCCAUCUGCAUUAGAUAUGUUUGAGCAAAUCAUCGAUGCUUCCAGAGGAAAGCAAAUAGUCGUGUUUCUCGACUACGACGGUACGCUCUCGCCCAUCAUCGAAGACCCUGAUCGUGCUUUCAUGUCCGAUGCGAUGAGGAAGACGGUGAGAAACCUUGCGAGGUGCUUUCCGACAGCUAUAGUCAGCGGCAGAUGCAGAGACAAGGUGUACAACUUUGUCCGUUUGGCAGAGUUGUAUUAUGCUGGAAGUCAUGGGAUGGAUAUCAAAGGCCCGACUAAAAUCUCUAAAUACAAUAGAGACAGCAAAGCGAUCCUGUUUCAGCCUGCCUGUGAAUUUUUACCCAUGAUAAACAAGGUUUAUCAACUGUUGCUUGAGAAAACAAGCUCAAUUGCAGGAGCUAAGGUGGAGAACAACAAGUUCUGUGUAUCUGUUCAUUUUCGAUGUGUUGAAGAAAAGAAAUGGAGCCAACUGGCAAACCAAGUCAGAUCAGUGUUAAAGGAGUACCCCAAGCUUCGCCUCACUCAAGGAAGGAAGGUACUAGAGAUUCGUCCCCCGAUUAAAUGGGACAAAGGAGAGGCCUUGGAAUUUUUGUUAGAGUCACUUGGAUUUGCCAACUGUACCGACGUGUUCCCUGUUUACAUUGGAGACGAUCGAUCCGAUGAAGAUGCAUUCAAGAAACUUAGAGCGAGAGGACAAGGCUAUGGCAUUCUUGUCUCCAAAUUUCCUAAAGAUACUAGUGCAUCUUUCUCCUUACAAGAACCCGACGAGGUGAUGGAAUUUCUUCAGCGAUUAGUGGAGUGGAAAAGAGUUUGUCUAGGAGCACGUUCGAGGGUGUAAAUUAAUGAAUGACAUGUACAUCUCUACCCUGCAAAAAUGAGCUGAGGGUAGGAUAUAGGACGCUUUGUAAUUUUUUUUAAGCUAAGAGCAACAAGACAAACAUGUAAGGAUAAAGCAAAAGCCAGAGAAAGACAUAAGUGUCUUUCUUAGUUUAGAUGUAAUCAGCUAGUCAAGUACAGGAAUAAUAAUAAAUAAAGAUAUAUAUUAUGUAGCUUCUGAGAUACUUAGUCUAUACAUCCCAAAUCUUGAUUCCUUAA
Prosopis cineraria is the source of this 1547-nucleotide messenger RNA. RefSeq names its product probable trehalose-phosphate phosphatase J. The record is from RefSeq and is a predicted model, not a curated record. The transcript is spliced from 12 exons. The coding region runs from base 142 to 1290 and encodes 382 amino acids. Gene Ontology annotation, biological process: trehalose biosynthetic process. Gene Ontology annotation, molecular function: trehalose-phosphatase activity. Lineage: Eukaryota; Viridiplantae; Streptophyta; Magnoliopsida; Fabales; Fabaceae.